AUGGAUCCUUCCUGUGAUCCCUUCUCACCCUCGCCUGCCCCGAGAGCCCCCGGCGGCCAGCAACCCACCUACACCACCGUCGGCUCCGUCUACAAACCCCAGAGCGCUACCCCAUUGCAGCCUCCGACUCGUCGAGCCAGGAGGGGACGUUGGCAGCCGCCACCUUCUGCCCAUGAGUUUGGCCUACUCCAACCCGGCUCUGUUGUCGAGAACCUCGCUUUUCGAGCCACUUUCUCAUCCCCACCGCCGACCUCGACCCCCGGAAGCGUCUUGGCUCGAUACUCACCUCUGCGCCAGAACUACGAUCGCGCAGUCAACCCAGAGACAUCGGACCAAAGCUCUGAAGAUCCCUUCGAAAUCAGGGUGGCCCUCCCUCCAUUCAAGCCACUAACCAAGCCAAUGCCAUCUGGCCCGUCCCUUCACCCAUCAGCCAUGGUUCAGGAGGCCACUGAUGCUCCAGAGAAUGACAAUGGAGAUACAGAGAGCUCGAGUCCCGCCGCGGCUGCCAUCCACAAGAAUCUGGCGACAAUGUUCAAUGCCAAGACAUUGACGAACCUCGCGUCAUACCCAAAUCCCAUGCAGAUCGUGGCCCAAAAGACUUUGGCAAGAGCAAGGACCGCAAAUCUUGAUACCUUGAACGCACCACGGACUGUGGAUCCCAGUUCUCCGACACCACACCAGUCUUUGUAUGCUGCGUCAGAUGUCAAGAGUCUGGGUCUCGAUAAGCCGCUUCCGACGCCCACACUCCGGCCGUUCCAGUCCGAUCCUAGUGGCUUUCCUGGCAUCGCGGGCGUCCCUGAGGACUCCUUUCAGACCGAGGUGGAUAAGGAGAAGCUCACUCGAGAUAGAGGGGUACCUCAGCCACUGGCUGCUGGACCUCCCGGCCGGCGACAAUACAAGGCCUCAACCUUCGCAACAACGGUCAAGGCACUUCAAGAGAGCGCCAACAAUGUGAAGAGUGAGUGGGUUGAUGAACCAGCCCAACCAAGAUCUUUCGGGCCUGUCGGUCAAGGCAGGCCAUCCCCCCCAUCCACUACAGCCGGCAGAUCGGGAAGCUCCGAGUCGGCCUCGGAUCUGAGUGUCUACGAGCCUAAGAGAGUCGCCCUUGCCUCGCUAGCAUGUCCGCCAUUGUUCGACGAGGGUGUGAUGUGGAGGCGGAAGCGGAUGGUCGAGACACUGCCACGAGAGGAGCGCGCCCGGUACUACAAGCCCCUUCCGGCUGACUCUGUUGAUGCCUACAUACACACCUCGGAGGAUUGGACCGACAAUUACCCCUUGUCCCGGCCUGGAUCUUGCCAGAAGUCACCAGAGGAGCUUGCCGCCUACAACACCAGGCUGAACUGUGCCUUUUAUUCUGGAACACAGGAGUAUGGCAAGUCGACGUCCCGCAUCAUCGCCGAUGCCGAGGUCCGCAUCUACAACCAGACUGCCGGCAAGCUCGACCUGGAGGAGCGCCUACGUCGACUCCGCCGUGCCUCGGAGCUCUUUGGUCUGAGCCACUCCGCCAACACUACCACCACCGCCACCACCAGCCGUACCUCGGACGCUGCACCUGUAUCUCUCGAGGACGGCCAGGUCUCGAGCGCGGCUGAGACUGCCGAGCCGCUGCUCAACAGGCUCUUUGCGACGCUGUUCCAGCUUGUCGAGGAGAAGGGAGCCAUGAUGGGCGCCGCAGGGUAUCAGGAGCCUCCGGCCUGGCUGGUGGAUACGACCAAGGGCGGGCAAAAGAGCUUCUUUGGCGAUGCUGUUGUCGCUAAGGCCGGGCAGAGGAAGAAGAAGCCGGCCAGGCAGGUUCUCAACCUCGUCUGGUAG
Thyridium curvatum is the source of this 1812-nucleotide messenger RNA. RefSeq lists its product as uncharacterized. NCBI's taxonomy places the organism in Eukaryota, Fungi, Ascomycota, Sordariomycetes, Thyridiales, Thyridiaceae. The transcript is spliced from 2 exons. The record is from RefSeq and is a predicted model, not a curated record. The coding region runs from base 1 to 1812 and encodes 603 amino acids.